Molecule: messenger RNA, 1264 nt
Organism: Tilletiopsis washingtonensis
Lineage: Eukaryota; Fungi; Basidiomycota; Exobasidiomycetes; Entylomatales
Product: putative GLN1-glutamate--ammonia ligase
Exons: 10
Coding region: 34-1104 (356 amino acids)
Cellular component (GO): cytoplasm
Molecular function (GO): glutamine synthetase activity
Source: RefSeq, a predicted model, not a curated record
ACAUCCCUCUCCCCCACCCACCCACCACACACCAUGUCUGCCAACCCCAACGCCAAGAACGCCGCCCUCAUGGCGCCGUACAUGCAGCUGGACCAGCGCGGCAAGGUCCAGGCUGAGUACAUCUGGAUCGACGGAGAUGGCGAGAUCCGCGGCAAGACGACGACGGUCGACUCCAAGGUCACCAGCCUCAAGGACCUGAAGGAGUGGAACUUCGACGGCUCCUCCACCGGCCAGGCCCCCGGCGGCAACUCGGACGUCUACCUGCGCCCUGCCGCCUACUACCCGGACCCCUUCCGCGGCGGCGACAACAUCAUCGUCGUGGCCGAGUGCUGGAACAACGACGGCACGCCCAACAAGACGAACCACCGCUACCAGUGCAACAAGUUCAUGGAGCAGGCGAAGGAGCACGUGCCGUGGUUCGGCAUUGAGCAGGAGUACUCGCUCUUCGACAUGGACGACAAGCCGUACGGCUGGCCCAAGGGCGGCUUCCCGGGCCCCCAGGGACCGUACUACUGCGGUGUCGGUGCCGGCAAGGUGUACGCGCGCGACCUGAUCGAGGCGCACUACCGCGCCUGCCUGUACGCCGGCGUCGAGAUCUCGGGCAUCAACGCCGAGGUCAUGCCCUCGCAGUGGGAGUUCCAGGUCGGCCCGUGCCUCGGCAUCAAGAUGGGCGACGACAUGGUCAUGGCGCGCUACCUGCUCAUCCGCAUCGCCGAGGAGUGGGGCGUCAAGGUCAGCUUCCACCCCAAGGCUGUGCCCGGCGACUGGAACGGCGCCGGCUGCCACACCAACUACUCGACGGAGGCCAUGCGCAAGGAGGGCGGCAUGAAGGCCAUCGAGGCGGCCAUUGAGAAGCUGAGCAAGCGCCACAAGGAGCACAUUGCCGUGUACGGCGCCGACAACGACCUGCGCCUCACGGGCAAGCACGAGACGGGCCACAUUGGCGACUUCUCCUCGGGCGUGGCCAACCGCGGCGCCUCGAUCCGCAUUCCCCGCCACGUCGCCGCCCAGGGCUACGGCUACCUCGAGGACCGCCGGCCGGCCAGCAACAUCGACGCCUACCAGGUCACUGGCAUCAUCGUCGAGUCCACGCUGCUGCUUUAAGCGCUCCCCAUCCAUCACACGCUGCCGGCGAGCUCACUGUCGCUGCAGCCCCGCCCACUCUCCGCGACCCACCUGCCCAUAUCUGCCCGCGACCAUCCCUGUGCCAUGAUGUGCUGCUUGCUCACUCGCGAGCAGCGCUUCUGAAAGUGAACUCUUUGCC